AUGAUAUUAUCGAAUCUGUAUACUGUCUUUUCCAUCCCACAUGAUCCUGGUAUAGGACCGGCAUUAUGGACUGUCGAUACUCAAGAUACUUUUAUGGAAAAUGGCAUAUAUAAAUUUGACGAGCUUGUAAAGAGGAAAGGUUUAAAAGUGAUACAUACGAUCAACGAUAUGUUGCAAACGGAAUGCAUCAAUUUACGAUAUUACGGCAUCGAUCCACGUAUCGUCGAAAUAAUUUGCCAUGUUCUAAAAAAUAAUGAUUCCGUUCAUACGAUAGAUCUUACGGACAAUUGGUUGACUAAAAGUGCUUGUUAUUAUUUGGGUGAAUUGAUGCAAAAAAGUACCAUGAUAAUCAGUUUAAUUUUGUCUAAGUGUCGAAUUGGUCCUGAGGGUAUGAAAGAACUUUGCAAUGGUAUAUCGAUUACAUCGUCCUUGAUCACUCUCAAUCUUAAUUCUUGCAACAUCGAGGACAAAGGAUUAGAAGUAUUGGCAUUCGCUAUAGAAAAUAAUGAAAGCUUGGAGGAACUUUUUUUAGCGAAUAACAAUUUAAACAAAACUUGUACCGAACAUCUUUGUUACCUCAUAAUGAAUUCUAGAUCGAUUAAGUGGUUGGAUUUAUCUUGGAAUUCGUUGUUCGAUGAGCAUACUUGGAAAGCUUUGACCAGUGUAUUAUCGAAAAAUCGUACAUUGAUUGGUUUAAAUUUAUCGUGGAACGGGAUCGGUACAGAAUGCGUUAAAUAUUUAACAAUUGUUUUGAGAAUUUCGCAUCUAGAAAUAUUGGAUCUAAGUAAUAACAUGUUCACGAAAUUUGAUGCUGCAAACAUUUCGAAAUCUCUAUCAAGAAAUAGCAUAUUACAAGAAUUAUAUCUAGGAAACAAUCCUUUAGAAGCGGAAGGUGCUUUUAUCUUGAUUUCAUCGAUUAAUCCGAAAAAUUCGCCAGAAAGUGGUCUACGCCUUUUAAAUUUAGAAAAUGUCUGGGCAGACAAAACUAUUCUACCGGAAUUAGAAAUAAUAGAAAAUGAAAGGCCAUGGUUACAAAUCGUAUUAGGUGGUAUUUUAAGUAAUUACAUAUUAAUAGGACCAAAUGUUAUGAAAAUUUUAUUAAGAAGAGCUAACUAUGAAGCAAUGGCACAAAAAAAAAAGAAACUUAGAAGAAACUUUGGACAUUUUGUAUUAUCUUUAAGUGAUAAUCCAAUAAGUCGAGGGCAAUUUAGAAGAUUAAUAAGUGAAUUUAAAUUGAAAUUAUCUAAAUCACUUAUUAAAGAAAUUAUAAUGGCUUUCCUUGGACCAAAAAAAACUGUUGAUCAAGGACUUCUAAAAGCUGUCUAUUUAGAAGAAUUUCCAGAUACGAAACCUCCUCCAGUCAAGCCAUCAAAAGCGCGCAAAGAACAGGAAGAAGAUUUAGUCAAAAUAGAAGAACCUGAAAAGCCAGAAGUAAAACGAGAACAUAAAGAAGAAGUUAAGUAUCCUGAUCCAAAAGAAAUGGCAGAUGAAGUUGAAGAAUACAUAAUUGAUGACUUCUAUGAAGGGUAUUACUAA
Vespa crabro (European hornet) is the source of this 1536-nucleotide messenger RNA. Its product is annotated as leucine-rich repeat-containing protein 74B-like. Gene Ontology annotation, molecular function: protein binding. The coding region runs from base 1 to 1536 and encodes 511 amino acids. Lineage: Eukaryota; Metazoa; Arthropoda; Insecta; Hymenoptera; Vespidae. The record is from RefSeq and is a predicted model, not a curated record. The transcript has 5 exons.